Oncorhynchus kisutch (coho salmon) is the source of this 6041-nucleotide messenger RNA. It is a transcript of the gene scarb2a, whose product is annotated as scavenger receptor class B, member 2a. Bases 454 to 2052 code for a protein of 532 amino acids. Gene Ontology annotation, molecular function: scavenger receptor activity. Gene Ontology annotation, biological process: protein targeting to lysosome; receptor-mediated endocytosis. Lineage: Eukaryota; Metazoa; Chordata; Actinopteri; Salmoniformes; Salmonidae. The record is from RefSeq and is a predicted model, not a curated record. The transcript is spliced from 13 exons. Gene Ontology annotation, cellular component: membrane; cytoplasm; lysosome.
GAAAGCACGCUACAUUUUAACACACCCACCGCCCAGCAGACACCAAAACGAACCUCUUCGCAUGACCGACUUCAUUUGAAUCUGGUGAGGGAGGGAGUGGAGGUCUGGCGCCCGUCCUCAGCACUGUUAUUUCUCCCGCUGCCUUCGAACAACACAGUCGAUUCUCCUUAGGAAAACGGCUGAAUGGAGAGAAGAACAUUGUUCUAUGACAGCACUAAGGAAACUACCAGAAUUUCUUAUUUUCGAAGACAGUUUGCAAGUAGAUGCACAUCAACGAGCAAUUUUGAAAUUCGUAUAGUGAGGUUCGCUGUAGUGUAAGAGGCAAAGUGAGAAGUAGCGGCCACCUUUUGAGUAAAAUAACCCCUAAAAGAUCACAACCUACAGUAUUAUCGUUAGUGUAAUUUGGUAAGUAAUUUCACAUUUGCCAAAUUAGUUUGACAGUUGGCUGGAAUCAUGACUCGGAGAUCCUGUGUAAUUUACGCUACUGGAAUUGUCUGCGCCCACCUACUGAUAGUGGGGAUCGCCUUGGUGGUGGCUCAAGUCUUUCAAACAAUGAUUCACAACCGGCUAAAAAAGGAAUUGACUUUGACAGAGGCAAGCCGAGUAUUUGAGUCAUGGAAGAACCCGCCGCCUCCAGUCUACAUGGAGUAUUACUUCUUCAAUGUGACCAAUCCAGAAGUGUUCUUAGCAGGGGGAAAGGCAGUGGUCACCCAGAUUGGACCUUACACUUACAGGGAAUACAGACCUAGGGAAAAUGUGACUUUCCUUGAAAAUGGAACCAAGGUUUAUGCCCUGAAUCCCAAAAGCUUUGUCUUCGUCCCAGAGAAGUCCAGAGGUAAUCCAGAGGUCGACAUUCUGAGGACAGUCAACAUCCCAGCUGUGGCGGUGAUGAGUGAGCUGAACUCCUACUCCUUCCUGCUGCGUACCUUCGUCUCCAUAUAUAUGAAGUCCAUCGGCGUGGAGAUCUUCAUGACCCGCACCGUCCAUGAGGUGCUGUGGGGCUUCAAGGACCCUUUGCUCACCAAAAUCCACAGCGUUAGGCCAGAGGUGGAUGAGAUGUUUGGGCUGAUGUGGAAGAAAAAUGGAACUCAUGAAGGAGAGUUUGUGUUCCUGACUGGCGAACGUGACUACAUGGAAUAUGGCAGAAUAGACACAUGGAACGGGUUGACUGAAAUGUCAUGGUGGUCCUCUAAACAGAGCAACAUGAUCAACGGGACGGACGGCAGUGUGUUCCACCCUCUGUUGUCUAGGAAAGAGCUGCUGUACAUCUUUGCGGCUGACCUCUGCAGGUCUAUCCAUCUGGGCUAUGUUGAGGACGUGGACGUGAAGGGCAUCCCAGCCUACCGUUUUGCCCCGCCCCACGACGUCCUGCAGAGUCCUGAGGAGAACCCCACUAACGCCGGCUUCUGUGUGCCAGCUGGGGACUGCCUCGGCACCGGGGUGCUAAAAGUCAGUGUUUGCAGAGAAGGUGCACCUAUCGUGGUGUCGUUCCCCCACUUUUAUCAGGCAGAUGACAAGUACAUUAAUGCUGUUGAUGGACUGCACCCCAACAAGGAGGAGCAUGAAACUUACCUUGACCUUAACCCGACCACUGGGGUUCCCAUCCGUGCUUGCAAGAGAGCCCAGCUCAAUAUAAUUUUGAACAGAGUUCCAGGCUUCCCCGAAACCAAACAUCUAAACGAGAUCAUUUUUCCCAUCAUGUUUGUCAAUGAGACGGCCACUAUUGACGAUGACUCUGCUGCCCAGAUGAGAACCCUGCUGCUCAUCGUGACCUUGGUGUCCAACUUCCCUCUGCUCAUCGUGGGCAUGGGAGCCAUCCUGCUCAUUGUCCUAGUCGUCCUGGUCUGCAGGUCUCGCCAGAAGAAGAAUGAAGUAAAACGUAUUGAUUUUACUGAAGCUUUUCAUUCUUUUACUACGGCAAAAGAUGAAACGGCCUACACUCAAGUCAGCGACAAACCAGAGGUUGAACCAUCAGAAAACAACUAUACCAACCAGCCAAUGAGGAACGGCUCCUACAUCGCCAUGUCUCCCGUGGAGGCUCAGAAGUGUUGAUGCAGGCUGCAGUGUGUGGAGGGGCAGGCGGAGCAGCCUGGGCGUGGUAUUAUAACCAAGGCAUGGUUUUGCAGUGCGGACAGGGGUUUUCACUUUUGGGCAACAACCCCAAUAAAUGUCCAUGUCAAUCAAGAUGCUGCUCAUCUCAAUGAUGCUCUUGACUAUCCUGCUGAGAAUGGUCUUUCUGCCUGCCAUAGUGCAAAACAACAACUCCUGUCUACUACUACUACUACUACUACUACUACUACUACUACUGUCACUUCUGUCUCUGUUCUGUUGGGCUCAGUGCUGGGUUCAUGAAGGAACACUUGGACAGCCAGGACAAAGCUUUUUUGAGUAUUUUCUGCGAGGGAAUAAGUAUCAAAUUAGGCAGUAUUCUCACUAAUUAAUAACAACCACUGAGCAGUCACUAUCAGCGUUCUACUGACUGAUGGGUAGUCUUCACCUGAUUUAAUGAAGACUAGAGGGUCCUGAAACAUUUCUUUGUAUCAGUGUUUGAGGUCACCUCAAACAGCCACCAGAUUAAAACAUCUGGUAUUCUUCUCUCCCUGUAACUGAGUAUUCACUGACUCAGAAUAUAAGUGGUUUUGCUAGUAAAACUGUACUUAGCAUAUCCUUUUUAAAGAAAAAAGAAAUGGACUACUUAUAUCUUAUUUUCCAGGGAUGAGUCCGUCAGUGCACACACCCAAGUUGUUAUCAAAUAGAAUUUGUGACAGUUUGUGUGUGCAUGUCUUGUCCUGUUUUGAUUGGACUAUGGGGGACUAUUUUUCUUGACGCAGGCUCAGUGUAGUAUGACAACUGAGAAACUAGACAUUUAGCCCCUUUUUUUUCCCCUUUCCCUUUUUCCCCAACACUAGUUAGUUUCAGAUAAGGCAUUAGUAAAUGGCUGCUUUUCCCAUUAACGAAAGGCCUAAACUUUCAUCUCAUAUUGAAAUUGUAAGAAAAAAAACCAUACCCACAACUUACAAGGGAGACUUGAACCUACUUUCUGCCUUACAACUUUCUGUGUUUCUUUGUUGAUAUGGUAAAAAGCUGGAUAUCUUAAUAGUUGUACAUAUGCAAGUGUGAAAUGUCUGGCUACCUCUGACCUAAUCCAGCAAGUAGUCACAGGUGUGCCGAAGACACCAUUUUUUUAACAUCCGUGUGGACCCACUUUGUGUCUGCAUCAAUACUUGGAGAAAGCACAAAUUGGAUUGAUAGUACAGUCCUCAUAACAAGGUGACCAGGUUAUCACAUAAAGACGAAACACUGUUAGAAACAUCGACUGGUGCGCCGUAAAAAAAAACGCAGGUGAAUUGUAGAAUAAACAAUCGGGCCAUGCACACUGCUUGUGCUGUGCAUGUUAUGUCAGAGUCAACUGGCUUGCCAAGGAGCUGUAGAUAUUCAGACGAACAUGGCACUUGAAUCACUCUGUCUGAUGUUUUGAUGUUUUUUUUUGGCCAUUUUGGUCACUAGUCUCUGUCGUUUCAAGCCUUUUGGCAGUUGCUUCUGGAAAAAAAUGAACUAAGGCCAUAAUACUGUCAACUUGAAAAUUCCUGCACUUUCCCCAAAAAAAGAACGUGCCCUGUAUUUUUUGGGUUGUUAUAUAAAAUGCAAGGGUCCUUCUGUGUAUUUCAGUAGUUUGCCCCACGGUUGUUUUUCAAUGUGGUUCCUGAGGUGUUAUUCUAGAUGGACACUUUGCCUUUGUUACUUGCUUUUCACUACAUUGAAUAUGAUUUGUUUUAUUUGUAUCUAUUAUUGCUGCUAUUAAUUGCCAUAACCUAUGGACUUGUAUUUUUUCUAUGGAUGAGCCAUCCAUGCUCAUAUUCUUUUUUAAGGUUGUUCCAACAGAAACCAGUAUCAACUUCUAAAUUGCUAUGUCUGGUCUCUGUGAAGCAACUCUUUAAAUAUUGAAGAAUAUUUGAGCAUGAUACAAUGCCCAAAGCUUGCUGUCAUUUACUGUGAUUAGCACAUAACUAUAGAUAGCAACACAUUGUAACAUGAGGAAUAGUCCAUAUUGGGAUCAUUUUGAUAUUUGUAAUACUUGUUUCUGUGGGUGAUUAUAGGGUUUGUUCAACUGGAAACUCUGGAGUUCUAGAUGGGAUGCCCUAGUAAACAAAUGUAAUCGUUUUUUUUUUUCUCAAGCAUGAGUUUGGUUGCGCAAUUAAGGAUGUUUGUCAGACAUGGCUUUGGGCAUCUACUCAAACUUUGGUCCUGGUUAUAUUAUAUGUCAAGGACCAUUAAACAGUAGGCCUUUUCAUCUCAAUCUAUAUACAAGCAAUCAUGGCCUUGUGCAUGUAUUGCUUACUUGUUUAAUCAUCACAGUAUAUCUUACCAUCCUUAUUGACUUGAAUCUAUAAGACCUUAAACCUGAACUGUGUUGCGUGCGCGUGCACACACACAUACACCUGAGCCAAUACUUACCACUGUCUGACUGACUAGUCCCAUUCACCUUUUGUACCCAAUCAUUCAAGUCCAUUCGCUCCCCUGUGCUUGACCAAAGAUAACCUACAUAGAUCGGUUCCUGCUCGUGUUUACUCUAUUUAGAGAGAACGGUUGUGCCGCCUACCUUCUACACUAUGGCUGCGUCUGGAAUUGCACCCUAUAUAGUUUACAGUGCAUUACUUUUGACCAGGGCACACAGGCUCUGGUCAAAGGUAGUGCCCCCUGGUCAAAGGUAGUGCCCCCUGGUCAAAGGUAGUGCCCCCUGGUCAAAGGUAGUGCCCCCUGGUCAAAGGUAGUGCCCCCUGGUCAAAGGUAGUGCCCCCUGGUCAAAGGUAGUGCCCCCUGGUCAAAGGUAGUGCCCCCUGGUCAAAGGUAGUGCCCCCUGGUCAAAGGUAGUGCCCCCUGGUCAAAGGUAGUGCCCCCUGGUCAAAGGUAGUGCCCCCUGGUCAAAGGUAGUGCCCCCUGGUCAAAGGUAGUGCCCCCUGGUCAAAGGUAGUGCCCCCUGGUCAAAGGUAGUGCACUGUAUAGGGAAUAAGUUGCUGUUUCGGAUGCAUUCCAAAUGCAAUGUAUUUACAACUGUGUUUGAGUCAUGUGCUUCUCCCAUCAAGGCCAAAACAUGUAGUUUUUACAAUUUGAUAAGGAUUAUUAAUAUUAAGUGAACUUCAAAGGGUUAAACUGCAUCUCUAAUGUGAAGGGGAAAAACUGAGUUAUGUAUUGACGCAGCAAUACAAGGUUAUGUAAAAUUUUAUAUAAAAGUUUUUUAAUCUGACACAAUAUUUAUGUAUCCAUAUGUUCAUUGUUAUAUUUGUCCCGAGUGUAUGUUUUUUGUGGUCGUGUUUCAUUUCUAAGUACAGUUUAUUUUUUAAUAUUCAAUGGGGGUUAUCGCACACAUGUUCAGUUUGUAUCAUGAAAUGUUUGUCUCACAGAAAAAUACAUCUUGUAAAGCUGGUUCUUAAUGUGAGAUAUUGAUCCAUCAGUGAGGGUAGCAAAGUCUCCAAAUGUUCUGGGAGAAUUCCUUGAUGGUUGUGAAUGUGUGUGUGUAGGAUAAUAAGCUAAUGUAGACCUAUAUUUGUGCAGCUAAUGCACAGUUUUGUCAAACUGGAGUGAUUAAUUGGAAGGCUGACUAUCUGUGUACAUGUGUAGGGAGAUUACCUUGGUGCCAGAACAGGAACAAGGGAGGUGUACUCUCAAUCUAACCCAUAGAUGAAUGAAGCCCUCCUUCAGGGAAGAAGAACGCUGGUGCCAUACAUCCUUUUAUUUCAUCAAUGUACUUUCACGUUACUGAUUUUUGUUUUAAGCAGUGUAGCAACUGUAUACUGUUCACAUGUCAUUGAGUGUAAGUUUCUCAGUCACCGACUAACAGACAUUUCAUGUUACUUCUGAGAUAUAUAUAUAUUUUUUGCUGCUGAAAGUGACAAUCGUCAUGUUUGGUGCAAAACUAUUUCAAAAGUAAUCCAUAACUUUUAGUUAAUUUACACUGCACAAAUGUUUAUACAAUGCUUUUGUAAACAUUUUUAGUGUAUUUGCAAAAAUAAAUACAUUUGCAAUGAAUGCAAAGAAUACAG